Messenger RNA from Cryptococcus wingfieldii CBS 7118, 1203 nucleotides. RefSeq lists its product as hypothetical. The record is from RefSeq and is a predicted model, not a curated record. The transcript has 5 exons. NCBI's taxonomy places the organism in Eukaryota, Fungi, Basidiomycota, Tremellomycetes, Tremellales, Cryptococcaceae. The coding region runs from base 1 to 1203 and encodes 400 amino acids.
AUGAGUGCCUCCGCGAGCAUUCCUUCCGGUUCGACAUCAAGCGAUACAUCCGUAAACGUAUACAUCCCUCCAAGCUCUCCAUUACUCACCUACUCGCCGGGGAGAAACGGUGUAUCAGGCUCGUCUUGGCUUCAGGUGGAUGGUGGUUCGAGCGAAUGUCAGGGGCAGAGCACCUUUGCCGUUGAGGUUGACGCCCUAUACUUCUCGGACAUAGCAUUCUUCUACUCUACAUCCUCGUCAUACACCGUCAAGGCUGGCCUCGACGGCUCCCUCUCAGCAACAACCUCUGAUCAAGGCGUAGCAACGCUAAGCACUCAGAGCUUCGGUAACCACUCGGCCAGGUUGGAGUGCGAGGGUGGUGAUGGAGGUGCAACUGGAGGGUUUCAGCUGACGAGGGUCAUGCUUCAGACCGAAGUGGUCGAGUCUGGAACUCCCAACAAUGCAACCCUAGACGACGCUUCCUCUCAAAUAACAUAUGCGGGUUUCCAAUCUACCUCUCCUUCCGGAUCUUCCAUAGAAGCCAUCAACGAAGGCAGCUUCUACAAGAAUACCAUAAGCUGGACGAACGCUGCGGAUGCUACGGCGGCCUUCUCGUUCACAGGUUCUGCCUUGUACAUAUUUGGCAUGACUGGCCCCGACUUUGGCUGCUUUUCCAUCACCAUCGACUCGUCCUCUUACGGCACAUUCAAUGCUUCCACCACCAUAUCAACAUCCAGUACCCUCCUCUUCUUUACGACCUACCUCGACGCCGGCACGGAACAUCAAGUGGAGGUCAAGAAUGUCAACGACGGGAUGGUCCUGGCUCUGGACUACUUUGUUGCCGUAGCGCCCCAAGGCUCUGGAUCCGGGUCGGCGUCUGGCUCUGGUGGGGUCGGAACAGCGACAGCUACGGGAAGUAGAAGUGGUUCAAGCGCAACAGCGGUAUUUGGCGACGGUCAAGCGAACGGUAACUCUGGACCAGGCGGAGAUUCAACUGCAGGCAUCAUAGGCGGCAUACUCGGAGGUCUUGCAGGUCUCGCUCUCAUCUGGCUCUGGUGGGCCUACCGCCGCUGGAAGAAAGCUGGUGGAGAAGGGUCGUUCCUCGCCGCCUUGUGCGGAAAAGCAAAAGGGAAGCCUGCACCGCCGCCACCGGAGAAGAAGAAGGAUUGGCCGUUGUGGCCGAUGAUGUGGUCUCGGCCUAAGUACGCUGUACCAAAAGACUAA